Molecule: messenger RNA, 1338 nt
Organism: Salvia hispanica
Lineage: Eukaryota; Viridiplantae; Streptophyta; Magnoliopsida; Lamiales; Lamiaceae
Product: spermidine synthase 1
Biological process (GO): spermidine biosynthetic process
Cellular component (GO): cytosol
Molecular function (GO): spermidine synthase activity
Source: RefSeq, a predicted model, not a curated record
CGGCGCCUAUAGCCUUAAACAGAUUCUCUCCAAUCAAUUCUCACACACUAGCACAUUCUACUGCGUGAGCAUAUAGCUAUACUAUAUAACCACUCGUGCUGAGCGUAUGGCAGAGGCGGCGGCUCAAUCUGUAGGUGAAUUACCGGUGAAGAGACCUCGCGCUGAGGAGGAGGAAAACGGCGGCGUUUCGGUUGAGAUGGAAGUUAAUAACGGUGCCGUUACGGAGCUUCCCGAGUGCAUGUCGUCCGUUAUCCCCGGGUGGUUCUCGGAGAUGAGCCCAAUGUGGCCAGGAGAAGCGCACUCACUGAAGGUUGAAAAGAUAUUGUUUCAGGGAAAAUCUGAUUAUCAGAAUGUCAUUGUUUUCCAGUCAUCAACAUAUGGGAAGGUUCUUGUCUUGGAUGGUGUAAUUCAACUUACUGAGAGGGAUGAAUGUGCUUACCAAGAAAUGAUAACUCACCUCCCACUCAGCUCAAUCCCAAACCCAAAAAAGGUUUUGGUGAUUGGAGGAGGGGAUGGUGGUGUCCUGCGUGAAGUAUCGCGUUAUGCCUCUGUUGAGAAGAUUGACAUAUGUGAGAUCGAUAAGAUGGUUGUUGAUGUUUCUAAGCAAUUUUUCCCGAAUGUAGCUGUGGGAUAUGAAGAUCCCCGAGUCACACUGCACAUUGGAGAUGGGGUUGCAUUCCUAAAGGCCGUGCCAGAGGGAACUUAUGAUGCAGUUAUAGUGGAUUCUUCGGAUCCAAUAGGCCCUGCCCAAGAGUUGUUUGAAAAACCCUUUUUUGCGUCAGUAGCUAAGGCUCUCCGACCAGGAGGCGUCGUGUGUACUCAGGCUGAAAGCAUAUGGCUUCACAUGCACAUUAUUGAAGAUAUUGUUGCGAAUUGCCGCCAGAUCUUCAAAGGCUCUGUCAAUUAUGCCUGGACCACUGUCCCCACAUACCCAAGUGGUGUGAUUGGUUUCAUGCUUUGUUCCACGGAAGGCCCCCCAGUUGACUUUAAGAAUCCAAUCAACCCGAUAGAUGCUGAUGAUGAUCAUGCCAAAACAAAUGGACCAUUGAGGUUCUACAACUCCGAGAUCCACUCGGCUGCAUUCUGCUUGCCCUCGUUUGCCAAAAAGGUGAUCGAAGCAAAAGCUGCGGCUAACUGAAGAAAUUCUUGAGGCCGGGGAGAGCAAACGUAGGAAUUAGGCUGUUGUUUGGUUCCUAAUUUAUGUCUAUUUAAUGCAUUUGACUUAAUACUAGCAAUCUAGAAAUGUACCAGGGAGUUUGGACAUCAUGUUUUGUUUUUGAUCAUUCAUCACAACUUAUGAUAUUUUGCCAUAUUAUAUGUUAUCUUUGUUGCAUUCAA